Musa acuminata AAA Group (dessert banana) is the source of this 2552-nucleotide messenger RNA. RefSeq names its product receptor-like protein EIX2. Gene Ontology annotation, molecular function: protein binding. The transcript has a single exon. The record is from RefSeq and is a predicted model, not a curated record. Bases 177 to 2510 code for a protein of 777 amino acids. NCBI's taxonomy places the organism in Eukaryota, Viridiplantae, Streptophyta, Magnoliopsida, Zingiberales, Musaceae.
UCUCCAAUCUGCAGUAUCUAGACUUGUCCAAUGACUUCGAUCACAGUUUUGUGGUUCCGGUUAAUGAAUUUAGCAUUGGUGAUGCACUCUGGAUUUCUCACCUUUCUUCUCUAAAGCAUCUCAACCUGAAUUACGUUAAGUUUCAAAAUGGAACUCACUGGCUGGAAGCUCUGAACAUGCUUCCUUCUAUCGUGGAGAUAUAUUUAUAUUCCUGUGAAAUUCAAAGUGUUCCCUUUUCACUUCCACAUGUGAACUUUACAUCACUGUCUGUUCUUGAUUUGUCCUAUAAUUUCAUUAACUCUACGAUGCCCUCUUGGUUAUCCAACAUAAGUGGCCUUGAGCACCUUGAUCUCAGUGAGAACAACCUUCAGGGUAAUAUUCCACCGACCUUUGGUAACUUGGCUUCCCUCGAGGAACUUAAUUUAGCUAACAAUCCUCUUCAAGGAGGAAUACCCACUUCGUUCAAAAAUCUGUGCAAGCUGCAGAAAUUAAUAUUGUCAGGCAUCAAUAUCAGCAAAGAUUUGUUAGAACUCGAUGAAAUUUUCUCUGGUUGCAUCAAGAUGAAAUUAGAGAUUCUGGACUUAUCCAGAACGAAUAUUAGUGGACAGCUGCCUGAAUGGUUAUUCCAACUCAGGAAGCUUAAAUCACUCCAGUUGGAGCAGAAUCUGAUUUCUGGGCCUAUUCCUGUAUCAAUUGGACAACUAGCAUCACUCCAAGAGCUCUAUCUUAGGGCAAAUCAGUUGAAUGAAACUAUACCAGAAAGUGUGGGGCGGCUGUCUCAGCUAGUUGCUUUGGUCCUUGAGAACAACGUUUUGGAGGGUGUAAUGUCUGAGGUGCAUUUUGGAAACCUUACAAAAUUGAAACAAUUAUUAUUGUCGUCCAACUCACUGGCUCUGAAGGUUAAGAGCAAUUGGCUUCCUCCUUUCCAGCUUAAAACCCUUUCGAUGGGUUCUUGCAUACAGGGCCCUGAGUUCCCCGCAUGGCUCCAGUCACAAAUAAACAUUUUAAUAAUUGAUAUGUCUAAUGCUGGUAUUAUUGAUGCUAUGCCAAACUGGUUUUGGAGCUUAAUUUCCACAGCAGAGUACGUGAGUGUCUCCGGCAAUCAGAUCAGUGGCCACGUACCCAAUUUAUUGGAUUUAAACAACCUUGACCUGUUGGAUUUAAGUUCAAACCACUUCGAGGGUCCUCUUCCAUAUUUUCCUCCUGGAAUGUAUUUUUUAGAUUUGUCAAAUAAUUCAUUCUCGGGAACAAUUUCACUUGACAUCAUCAUGAAUAUGUCUUACCUCUCAUAUUUAUCGCUUUCAAAAAAUAAUUUAAGUGGCCAAAUUCCCUUCUCUGUAUGCCAACUGCAGGCCUUACAGGUUCUUGAUCUUUCAAAAAAUACGUUAUCAGGAGUGCUCCCCAAUUGUUGGAAUAAUUCUUCAAGAAUUAUAGUUAUGGAUUUUUCAAGCAACAACAUAUCUGGAGUUAUUCCUAAGUCAAUAUGUUCCAUAGCAUCACUUCAGUCGUUGCACUUGAACAAUAAUAGUCUAUAUGAAGAGUUGCUCCUGUCGUUGAAAGAUUGUACGAAACUAGUCAUUCUUGAUGCUGGACAUAAUGAUUUGAAAGGUAAAAUUCCAACUUGGAUUGGCGAAAAUUUAACUAGUCUGAGGUUCCUCAAUCUACGAUCAAAUAUGUUGGACGGAGAUAUUCCUCCAAAUCUUUCAAAAUUAAGUGCUCUCCAAUUUCUCGACCUUGCAGAUAAUAAGCUGUCGGGAACUAUUCCAAGGAGCUUUGGAAAUUUUACUGCCAUGAAAGUUAUUGGAAAGUUUUCCAGUAGUGGGAUGACAGAUGCAAUGAGUUACGAGGAGCAGAUGCUAGUAACAACUAAAGGACGAACUCAAGACUAUGAGAAGUCACUUUCGCUUAUGAAUAUUUUGGACCUCUCGGAUAAUAACUUUUUUGGAGAAGUACUCGAAGAACUCGUAAAUCUUUCUGGCUUAUUCAGUUUAAAUUUAUCUGGAAAUCAUUUCACUGGAGAAAUAAUCGAAAAUAUAAGUAAAUUACAACAGUUGGAGUCCCUUGACUUGUCAAGGAAUAAUUUUUCUGGCACAAUUCCUUCUGGCCUCGCUGCCCUGACUUAUUUGGCUCACUUGAACAUCUCAUACAAUAACUUGUCAGGGGAAAUUCCUCUUGGUAAUCAACUUCUGACCUUCAAUGAUCCAUCUAUCUAUAUUGGCAAUCCUGGUCUUUGUGGAUUUCCUCUGAAUCAAAGUUGUAAAGACAGUGAGACAACACAAGGUCAAAGUAAUGCAGAUGAUAGAGAUGAGAAUGAGAUGAUAUGGUUCUACACGAGUAUGGCACCAGGAUUUGUUGUUGGUUUUUGGGCAAUCUGGGGUACCUUAAUACUUAACAAGAAUUGGAACCUUUACUACUUCCGAUUUAUAGACAACAUGCUUGACAAAGUAUAUAUGUUUACCGUACUGAAAGUUUCUAGGAUCAGAAAACGUUAUUGUUCCCAACAAGGAUGAUAAAUUUGAACAUCAAUAUCUGUUGUAUGAGAGUUCAUCUCA